AUGUCGUUGAGCUUGAGGGUGCAGCGGAAGGCGGUAGAGCCGGUGAGGCCGGCGGGGCCGACACCGCGGGAGCUGAAGCGGCUCUCGGACAUUGACGACCAGGACGGUCUACGGUUCCACAACCCCAUCAUCCAGUUUUACAGCCGUGACGCGUCCAUGAGCAGCAGGGACCCCGUAGUGGUGGUCCGGGACGCCGUGGCCAAGGCGCUCGUGCACUACUACCCGUUUGCCGGCCGUCUAAGGGAGCUCGAGGGUCGCAAGCUUGCUGUUGACUACACCGGUGAGGGUGUGCUGUUCAUCGAGGCCAAUGCUGACGUGCGUCUGGAGCACUUUGGUGACGCCUUGCAGCCGCCCUUCCCAGGCCUUGAGGAGCUCAUCUUCGAUGUCCCUGGCUCAUCGGAAGGCCUCGGCACCCCACUUCUACUCUUUCAGGUGACACGGCUAGCGUGCGGAGGCUUCAUCCUAGAGGUGCGGAUGAUGCAUACGAUGGCGGACGCGCCGGGGAUGGUGCAGUUCCCCGCUGCC
Molecule: messenger RNA, 525 nt
Organism: Triticum urartu
Lineage: Eukaryota; Viridiplantae; Streptophyta; Magnoliopsida; Poales; Poaceae
Source: RefSeq, a predicted model, not a curated record